AUGUAUCAACAUGUGAAGUUUGAUAACACUAUCUUGAAUGGUAUCUUUAAAACUGAGCUAAACACUAAUUUAAGAAAAAUGAGUUCAAGGUCAAAGGAAAGGUAAACAAAAAUGUUGAUGCAGUUGCAUAGCUCUCAUCAAUAUCUAACAGCAUAUGAAUUUUAAUGAAAAUAUCUUAAGUUUCUUUGAAACUGAGCUUUGAACUGAGCUAAAAGCAGUGUGACAAAAGGACAGAAGGAGGGAAGGACGGAAGACGGACAUGACAAACACUAUAUGCUCUGGCCAUAUUCAUGGCCGGGCAUAAAAAGCAUUCUUAUAUAGCAAUCCGCAAUUUUAUACCUAUCCGAUUAUGUUUACAGCUUUGCUAUAUAUUUAAGGACAAAACUAAUUCCAUGGCUGGAAAUAUUUUAAGCCAAAGUUCAAGUGUUUUCAAUAUUAAGUCUAUAUCAGAAAAUUUCAUCGAAAGCAACAGAAGUCCAUAAUACAUGCAUGCAGGAAACGAAAUUGAUAACUUGAGUUAUAUUUGGUGAGUAGGAAAUUCAACAUUUUAAUUGAAUUUGAUUCAGUAAGAAAAUUUCCAUAUUUUCCAAGCAGAGUUUCCCAUCAUCAUAUAUAAGUGAGAUAUUAUUUUCACUUAUCAAAUUAAAAUUGUAGAUGUCUUAGCUUGACCCCCAAUACCCAUCGAGAGAAAGCUCUUCGUCUAUCCCCACUUUGCACCUCAGAUAAAAUCUGUGACUUCACACUAGAAUACACUUAAGCAGAAAGGAAUAUACGCCACUGAAAAUGGACUCCAUUAGAAGCUCACAAACUACUAAAGCCAUACAACGCAUAUCAGAGUCGGUGUUUGUGGGACUGUGCCAUAAAGUGGGGACCUCACAACUGGUGGCCAUGAGGAGAGAUGUAGUGGACAUUAGGGAUAUGGUGAUGAAUCGAGGGAAAACAUGCAAAUACCAAAGUGUGACCAUGACAAGUGGAAGUUACAGAGAAGGCUUCCGACUGAAAGGAUCAGAUAUGGACUUUAUGCUCUGGGCAAAUGAUCAGCGUGUGAUCUGGGAAUUAUCUCAGUCUCAGUAUUACAACACGAACAGAAUAUCACUGAUCCUCUGUGACUGUUCUGAGAGUCCACCAGGAUUUACUUUGUUAUAUUUAGUGUCACCCAGCAUGGACAGAGACAUGCUUAGCGUUAGUGUUAGAGUGAAUAACAGAUAUUAUGUAUCUAGUUCUAAAUACAGACAGAUCUAUUUAUCUGUAUUGUCACCUGAAUUCAUUCCUCAUGGACCCUGUGCCACUCAAACAAAAGGAGCACGGGAAAUAGAUAAUGCCUUCUGUUUGGUUUGCGACUUUUGGCCUCCAUUUGCCUCCUCGUGGAUAGACAGAUGUCACUCAUGGCCCCAGCCUCAUGUUGUUGAUGAUAUAGUGAAAAAUGGAUGCCACUUUGUAGCAAUUGGACACAAGCUAGGAAAUCAUGAAGAUCAUGAAUGGAGAAUUUCUUUCUCAAAAGCAGAACAUAAACUUGUUUAUGCAAUGAAUCACUGCAACAACAUGUUUCUGAGUAAAAUUCACGGCGUCAAACAACAUCAAUUAUUUAUGAGACUGUCAGAAUUGUAUGCGAAGGGUUUAGCAUUCCUGCUACAUAGUCCCUCCAUUAGAUCUUAUAUUAUAGAUGUCCUCUAUAACCCAAGAAACUCCAUCUGUACAGAUGAUCAUACUCUGUUUUCUGAGGUUGAGUUUGAUAGAUAUCUGUUUAAUGAAUUACUAAAUAAUCGUCUAGGUUCAUCAGCCGAAUGGGACAUAAAAAUCUGCAUUAGAUAUCUACAUACAAUAGAACAGGUGAUAGGUUCACCCCUCCUGACAAAGUAUCAAGUCCUCAAGCUACAGACCAUUACUGCAUUCUUCCUUCAGAGAACUGCUUUUAUAUUACACAUGGACGCUGACAACAAACUGAGGUAUAGAGCAGACAAAAUCUCCUGUCACAUGCUGAAAUUAUCAGCAAAGUUUUGUAUUAUCACAGACAUGCUGUACAUAGCCAUGUAUUAUUACAAGACAUUUAGAUACAUGGAAGUUUUAUCUAUAACAGAGAUGAUCAUUUUCAAGUCUUCACACCCAUCUGUGUUAGGGUCAAAUGUAAAUACAGAAAUGUACACUGAGGCUCUAAGGGGACAGUCCUGGUCUACAAAGAUGAGACAGGCUAAUACAGAGAGUUCGCCAACGGAUUCCCGUAAUUAA
This is a messenger RNA of Saccostrea cuccullata (small rock oyster), 2226 nucleotides long. RefSeq lists its product as uncharacterized. The record is from RefSeq and is a predicted model, not a curated record. The transcript has 3 exons. Lineage: Eukaryota; Metazoa; Mollusca; Bivalvia; Ostreida; Ostreidae. The coding region runs from base 784 to 2226 and encodes 480 amino acids.